AUGCCACUUGCCUUGUUCCAAGCGGUCUCUUCAAAGCCAGAGCUUCUGGUUGCGGGUCAGGUCACCGUGCCCGAGUAUGUUGAUUUGGGUACAGUUAAAUUUUUGAUUGGCUGUAUCAAUUUGUUGCCUUCUCUUCCUCGUGUGAAUGAGUUGGCGGCCACAAACGAUACGUUCCGGGACGUGUGUCUUUGCUCUGCAGCAGAUGCUCUCGGUAUGGGUACGUUCACCCAGCGUAUCUUCGACACAUACUUUAAGCGCGUAAAUUCGGUCGUGCCGAACGCUGCAAACAUCAACGCUAUCACAAGCAUCCGUACGCCGCAGGGUAACAAGCUCUUCGGCCAGAUAGCUUAUACCAUUGCGAAGAAGUUGUGGGAGAAGAACUUCGAGAAUGGCGAUGAUUUCAAGACACACUACCUACCCACUAACCCUCGUCUGGGUACUGCUAUCGACGAAUGGUUUUCUAAGUUUGAGCUCAAAGCCGCCCGCGUAGCUGACUUUGAGAAACGCGAGGGCAAAGCAGAGAAAGCAGACCGCAUCAAGCAAGAGCAUGCUAAGGAGAAGGCGGCUCGUAUCUCCUAUCGCGAGAAAAAGCCUAACGGUAUCAAGGUUUUUACCUUUGCAGAGGCCCGUUAUGCAUACAAGUACCUGGGCAUCCGUAUCCCGAUCAAGGCUGGUUAG
Molecule: messenger RNA, 678 nt
Organism: Cucurbitaria berberidis CBS 394.84
Lineage: Eukaryota; Fungi; Ascomycota; Dothideomycetes; Pleosporales; Cucurbitariaceae
Exons: 2
Coding region: 1-678 (225 amino acids)
Source: RefSeq, a predicted model, not a curated record